GUGAAAACAAAGUGGCAAGCGGACCUCGAAGUGUGCGCCGUUUAUUUGCUCUCCUAUUUUGGAUUUGGAACUCCAUUGGGCGAAACUGCUAAAGAUUACAGUGAUGGUGGAACCAAUUUUCGAUUACCAGUUCCGAUUAAUACUUAUAGGAGAUUCUACCGUGGGAAAGAGUUCUCUUCUUAAGUACUUCACAGAUGGCAAGUUUUUCGAGAUAUCAGAUCCAACUGUUGGAGUGGACUUCUUUGCAAGAUUGAUUGAGGUGUCAGAUGGGACCAGAAUAAAGCUUCAGCUAUGGGAUACAGCAGGACAGGAGAGAUUUAGAUCCAUAACUCGCUCCUAUUACCGCAACUCUGUGGGUGCAUUGGUGGUGUUUGAUGUGUGCAAUAAGAAGUCCCUGGAGCAUGUUCCCAUGUGGAUCAUGGAGGCCAAAAGGCACAUUGAACCUCACAAGGCAGUCUUCAUUCUGGUCGGAACCAAGAUUGAUAUGGAAGAUGAACGAGAAGUCAGAACAGAGGAUGCAUUGUCUCUAGCCAAUUUUUAUAACAUAAAAUAUGUAGAAACAAGCUCUAUGAGAGGCAUCAAUGUAGAGGAAGCCUUCAGAAUCAUCACACAAGAAGUGUAUGACAAGGUACAAACUGGAGACUUCAAGAUAGAAGAAGGCUGGGAUGGCAUUAAAACAGGGUUUGCACGCCCAAAUCAUUCCUACAGCCUGAUGGAAGCUGAACCUGAAAAGUCUAGAUUUUGCUGUUAAUGGGGACUGGGGACCAAGAGUCUGCCUUGAGGUCCUCUUGUUGCAGACCCAACUGCUCAUGGCAAUUUGGCGGCCACACAUCAGUUCUGAAUGCUGCAAUAUCACCCAUUUUUAAACCAAAGGAUAUACCCUAGUCUUAUUUUUUUCUCUUUCUCUCUUAGUUUUUUUUCUCUUUUUUCAUAUGAUAGUUCCUCAUAAAUGUGUCAGAAGAAGCAGUUGAACAAUUUUAUAACAAGCCCAAUUUUUGACGUUUUUAUCAUUUGUGCUCACAAUAUAAGAAAAAUGAAUUUCUGCUAGAAAAUAUGCAAUACUUUCACUCCUCUUCUUUUCUUCCUAUUUGUGUAUAUAAAUGCAGUGCUUGUUUUUUCAUAGCUCUAUGUUGAGCAAAAUUCAAUGAGUGACUUGUGGUAGCUUUAGGAUUUUGUUAAGCGAAUUGAAAAGACUGUGAUAUGGCCAGUUUAAGUGAUAGUGGAUUAUGAAGGAUAUAUAGAUAUGUAUUAUAUUUAAUUUAUGUUUGAAAGUAGUUUUUUAUGAUUAAAAAAGUUUUUGAGCUUGGUAAAAAUGUCAUUACCUUUGUGCUUGUGUGGUCAGGAGUUAUUUUUUGUCUAUGAUAUUAUUAUGGGCUUAUGUUAAAUCAAAUUCAUUUGUAAUGAAAUUGUGUUUUAUACUUAAGAAUACAUGAUUUUUAUUUUUUACUUUUUUUCUCAGUAUCAAGAGAGAUAAAGAGUUACUAAUUGUUAUGAUUCAUAGAUUAUGAACAGCAUGGCAUUACAGUUCCAUUGUUGAAAAUUACAAUUGUAUCGAUAUAAGAAUUAAUUUAAUACUUGUUAAGAAUCUAGAAACUGGACUUGCUGUGCAAGGAAGAGCUUAGAUGAUUCUAGAAGUAGAAAGGUUGAUGACAUGACCUUGAAUUUUGGUGUUGUGUGAUUUACAAAAGAAAAAGAGAGAGCGAGAGUGAGGGAGUGAGUGUUACUCUGAGGUUAAGUAUAUAAUAUGUUUGUGUGUGUACAUGAAAGUUUGCCUGAAAAAUACCAUAUACACAGUGUAUGCAAGCAGUUGGGAAAAAACAGGAAAGAUAUAUCUAUACAGGCUUUAUAAUUUCUGUCAAGAUUUUUGCUGCUUUCAUUUUCAAAUGUUUUUUUACUACCCAUUGACUGCAGCUACAAGAUCUUGUAAUUAUUGUGUCAGUUUUGAGAAUCCUCUCAUGAAAUUCUUACAUCCUAUAAACUUGCCAAACUCAGUUAAUCAUUUUAGAUGCUUGUGCAAAGGAAUAUAGGCCUAUGCUGAGAUGAAAAGUAAGAAAUAUUCAGAUUUUAUGGCCUAUAUCCAGGAGAUGCAUUUGAUUAAAUGGCUUAAAUGUUUAAAGUCUCAGAAGGGAAAGAGUAAGAGGAUGUUUAUUUUUCUUUUAGAGAGUGAGUGAAAGAAUGAAUGAAUAUGUGCAUAAGAGUGCAUGCAUGUCUGCAUGUGUGUGUGAAAAGGAAAAAGAAAAUGAAUCAUGGGUAGUUGCAGUACCUUUACUCACUUCUUUGCCCAGGGAUUGUAUAAUUUGUUACCCACAAAAUAAUUAUGUCAUGAAGGGUGGAUAAUAUGUAGUGUAAGAAGCUUUGUUGCAGUAUAGGAAAUAACUAUUUUAUGAAUAUUACUCUCUAGUUGCUAAACUAAACUUCUGAAAAUUAGGAAGUGAGUUUUUUAAAUGUUGUGUCAUGGGCAUUUGAAUGUAAUCCCUUCCUCUCAUGAUGUUAGAAUAUAUUCAUAGAAGUUAGCAAUCCAGUUCUGGCAAACAGUUCUGAAAGUGGACUCAGUUUAAACUUCUUUCUUUCUUAUUUAGUAAAGUUGUUAAAUCUGAAAAUAGA
Penaeus chinensis is the source of this 2604-nucleotide messenger RNA. It is a transcript of the gene Rab39, whose product is annotated as ras-related protein Rab-39B-like. Gene Ontology annotation, molecular function: GTP binding; GTPase activity. The record is from RefSeq and is a predicted model, not a curated record. Gene Ontology annotation, cellular component: Golgi membrane. The transcript has 5 exons. Lineage: Eukaryota; Metazoa; Arthropoda; Malacostraca; Decapoda; Penaeidae. Bases 104 to 751 code for a protein of 215 amino acids.